AUGGUGGUCCCACGUGGAGAUGGGUCCCCCGGACCCCAUCCUGGGGGUGACAGAAGCUUUCAAGCGCGACACCAACUCCAAGAAGAUGAACCUGGGCGUGGGGGCAUACCGGGAUGACAACGGGAAGCCCUACGUCCUGAGCUGCGUCCGCAAGGCGGAGGCCCUGAUAGCAUCCAAGAAGAUGGACAAGGAGUACUUGCCCAUCGCGGGGCUGGCGGAUUUCACCCGGGCGGCUGCAGAGCUGGCUCUGGGAGAGAACAGCGAGCCCUUCAAGAGCGGCCGGUAUGUCACUGUACAGGGUAUUUCUGGGACUGGAUCUCUGCGAAUUGGAGCCAACUUUUUGCAACGGUUCUUCAAGAGUAGCCGUGAUGUGUAUCUUCCCAAACCAUCCUGGGGCAAUCACACCCCCAUUUUCCGUGAUGCUGGUCUGCAGCUUCAGGGUUACCGUUACUACGACCCCAAGACGUGCAGCCUGGACUUCUCUGGAGCCAUGGAUGACAUCUCCAAAAUUCCAGAGAAGAGCAUCAUCCUCUUGCAUGCUUGUGCUCACAACCCCACUGGGGUGGAUCCCCGGCAGGAGCAGUGGAAGGAGCUGGCGGCUGUGGUGAAGAAACGAAACCUCCUCGUGUACUUCGACAUGGCCUACCAGGGCUUUGCCAGCGGGGACAUCAACCGGGAUGCCUGGGCCGUGCGCUACUUCAUCGAGCAGGGCAUCAACGUCCUCUUGUCCCAGUCCUUCGCCAAGAACAUGGGGCUGUACGGAGAGCGUGCGGGCGCCUUCACGGUGAUCUGCAGCGACGCAGAGGAAGCCAAGAGGGUGGAGUCACAGCUGAAGAUCCUCAUCCGCCCCAUGUACUCCAACCCGCCCAUGAACGGAGCCCGCAUCGCCUCCAUGGUCCUCAACACCCCUGACCUCCGCAAGGAGUGGCUCGUGGAGGUGAAGAGCAUGGCCGACCGGAUCAUCAGCAUGCGGACCCAGCUGGUGUCCAACCUCAAGAAAGAGGGAUCCUCCCACAACUGGCAGCACAUCACCGACCAGAUCGGCAUGUUCUGCUUCACUGGGCUGAAGCCUGAGCAGGUGGAGCGGCUGACCAAGGAGUUCUCCAUCUAUAUGACAAAGGAUGGACGAAUCUCUGUGGCUGGAGUGACGUCGGGCAAUGUAGGUUACCUGGCUCAUGCCAUCCAUCAAGUUACAAAGUAAAGACAGAGGUGUGCCCUGGAGCUGGUGGCUUUCCCCUCCCCACCGGGUCAAAGCUGGGAAGGGAAAGGAAACAAGCACAGAACACUUCCAGCCAUGGCACUCAACACUGCUGCUGAAUGUAUCUCGUAGAUGAUUGUUGUAGAAGCCUUGUCCAAACCGCCCUGCCUUGGGGAGCGGGGCCAUCGUUGCUGGCUCCCACUCCUUGCAGCCCUUCUCCCCUGCUCUCCGUGCUCUGUCCCUCAGCCCCAGCACCCAGCUGUGCUGGAGGGAG
Molecule: messenger RNA, 1472 nt
Organism: Merops nubicus (carmine bee-eater)
Lineage: Eukaryota; Metazoa; Chordata; Aves; Coraciiformes; Meropidae
Gene: GOT2
Product: glutamic-oxaloacetic transaminase 2, mitochondrial
Exons: 9
Coding region: 20-1201 (393 amino acids)
Biological process (GO): L-aspartate catabolic process; biosynthetic process
Cellular component (GO): mitochondrion
Molecular function (GO): L-aspartate:2-oxoglutarate transaminase activity; pyridoxal phosphate binding
Source: RefSeq, a predicted model, not a curated record